This is a messenger RNA of Periophthalmus magnuspinnatus, 936 nucleotides long. RefSeq names its product putative gustatory receptor clone PTE03. NCBI's taxonomy places the organism in Eukaryota, Metazoa, Chordata, Actinopteri, Gobiiformes, Gobiidae. The record is from RefSeq and is a predicted model, not a curated record. Gene Ontology annotation, cellular component: membrane. Bases 1 to 936 code for a protein of 311 amino acids. Gene Ontology annotation, biological process: G protein-coupled receptor signaling pathway. Gene Ontology annotation, molecular function: G protein-coupled receptor activity; olfactory receptor activity. The transcript has a single exon.
AUGGCGUCCGCUAACGUGUCCUCGUCCUCGUCCUUGACCCUGGCGGCGUACUGGGACCUGGGUUCCCUGAGGUCGCUGUGGUUCCUGUUGCUUCUGCUGUUGUACGUGGCGGUUUUGGGCUGUAACCUCGUGGUCAUCGCGGCCAUCUUUGUGGACCGGAGUCUUCAUCAGCCCAUGUACGUGCUCAUCUGCAACCUCCUCACGAACCAGCUCUGUGGAAGUGUCGCCAUCUACCCUUUCCUCUUGUUUCAGCUGCUUCAGAGCACCCACGCCGUUUCGCACGCCGCAUGCUUGGUCCAGGUGUUCUUCCUCUUCUUCUAUGGAAACGUGCAGAUCAUGACUCUCGCCGCGAUGUCGUACGACCGCUACGUGGCGAUCUGCUGCCCCCUGCAGUACCACAGGCGCAUGUCAUCUCAGAGGACACUCAGGCUCCUCCUACUCGUGUGGCUCCUCCCCCUGCUCGAGGUCAGCUUCAUGGUGUCCCUGAGCGCCCCCUUGAGGCUGUGUGGGAAUCACAUCUCUAAAGUGUACUGUGAUAAUUACUCUGUGGUGAAGUUGGCGUGCGGCGACACCACGUUGAAUAACGUGUACGGUCUGAUCUACACCUGUGUGGCCCUUCUGUCUGUGCCGGCCCUGAUCCUCUACACCUACGUACGCAUCAUCAGAGUGUGCCUGAGCAGCGGCGCCAGCACGCGGCGUAAAGCCCUCAGCACCUGCGCGCCGCACCUGGCGUCUCUGCUAAACGUGACGCUGGCGUGUUUCUGUGAGGUGGUCAUGACGCGCUUCAACGUGACCGCCGUGCCCAACGCCGUCCGAGUGGUUAUGUCUCUGUACUUCAUCACGUGUCCGCCGCUGUUCGACCCCCUCGUCUACGGCCUCGCUCUGAACAAAGUGCGACGCAGCUGCAGGGCUCUGCUGCUGCCCUGGAAACACUGA